Molecule: messenger RNA, 1820 nt
Organism: Biomphalaria glabrata
Lineage: Eukaryota; Metazoa; Mollusca; Gastropoda; Planorbidae
Product: battenin-like
Exons: 15
Coding region: 539-1798 (419 amino acids)
Cellular component (GO): membrane
Source: RefSeq, a predicted model, not a curated record
ACUUUUCUAAUGUUGUAUAAACAUUUAAAAUAAUCACAAUGUUUCUGGUUUAGACACAGUUCAGGAACAGAUACUAAGGGAUUUUAUCAUUUAGUUUUAAAAGUUUGCUAUCAGAGUUGGCUAAAUCUUGUUUUUAAUAUAUCAGAAUUAACCUUUUUAUAUUGUUUGUAAUUUUAUGGUGUAUUAUACAUAAUCAAAAUCAGCUGUGACCUGCAUAUUUUGCCACAAGUAAUGCAGACAAAGCCGUUAUACGCCAAGUUUUACGCGUCAUUAAAGUUUUGUGUUCACAAGCUUUGAAAUAGGAGUUAGGUUUAAUAAUUACAAAGCACAAAGAACACAGAAAACAGUGACACACACUCCAUGACAUCGCUGUGACACAUAUAUGUACAACUUGUCUGAAUAUUUUUAAUAGAGCUUACACAAGAAUGAAAAGAACAGCAAUUUUACGUUUGAACAAAUGAUUUGAAAACAAAAGACACGUCAAAAAGAUUUUUAAAAAAUAGGACACAUUAAAGCCAUCUAGCGUUCUCUUUCAACUAUGCAGUUACGGAACUGGGUAUGUCUCUUUUUGAUGGGAGCAAUCAACAAUCUUCCAUAUGUUAUAGUGAACUCGGCAGCCAGUACGAUCGCUGACAGAUUUAAUCAUUCAGAUCUUGUCGGUGUUGUCUUUGGAGCCAAUGUUUCUCUCUCAGUUUUUGUCAAAUCUUUGAACACGUUUCUUCUCCUGAAAGUAUCCUACACCCUCAGGUAUAUUGUUAAUGGAUGUAUUAUGCUUCUGGGUCUUUUUGGAAUAUCUUAUGCCUUCAAUUUUGCCUUCGCUAUUGUUUGUAUAGCUGUUGUAGGUUCAAGUUCAGCAUUUGGAGAAAAUGUCACACUUGGAUUCCUGACCAGGUACCCCAGCUCAUUAGUUAACGCUUGGGCAAGUGGCACUGGAAUGGCUGGCUUGCUGGGGGCUUCUAUAUUUAUCAUAUUUGGAUGCUCAGUGGGAGAUGAAAAUGACCAAAACCAAGAAAAAUCUGACAAGCUUCAGCAGUUAAAUAAGUGGGCUUUCUUGCUGACGACUCCUGUUGUCAUAAUUUACUGGGCAGCGUAUUUCUUCAUGGUCAAAACUCCUGACACUUCUAAUGACGCCAUGCCAGGGAAACAGCAGGAAACCUCAGGCUACACAACUAACUACACAGAGCCUAAACUGAUAGCCAGGGUCAUUGAGGACGCUGACCAGUUGAUUCAAGGACAAGUGCAAGGUGAGAUGUCCAAGAAUACGACAACACUCUUGCUGAAGAAAGAGUCAGGCUGCGGAAAAUUCUGGAGAUGUUUCAAGCUUGUAUUAUGGCUGGGAUUGAAUCUAUCUGGUGUCUACGUCUUUGAAUAUGUUGCCAGAGGAUGUGCAGCCAAGGUCCGGCCCUCAAAAGAAUAUAACGUGGGAUGUCCGGAGUUAUAUGCAUCCUUACAGUUGUGUUACCAGGCUGGUGUGUUUGUGUCAAGAUCUAGUGUUCAAAUGUUUCGGAUACGUAAAGUUGAGAUCCUUACAGUACUGCAGCUCCUGAAUAUGUUGCUGUGGAUUGUGGAUGUCCAUUAUAAGUUUAUACCCGUGGCAGCUCUUCCGGCAUUGAUGGUCUACGUUGGCCUCCUGGGAGGUGCCUCUUAUGUGAACAUCUUCUUUGCUUUGUUGAACGAUGAGAAAUUCCCCAAGGAGGACAGAGAACUUUGUGUGAAUAUUGUUGGACUCUUUAUCAACUUAGGUAUUGUAAUUGGUACAGGCUUGGAGACUGCUUUGUUUACUACCAUUUUAAAAUAAUAAAAUUUUAUUUGUCAUCAUC